AUGUCCCCAUAUCGACUGGUCUUUGGAAAAGUAUGUCAUCUGCCGGUAGAGAUCGAGCAUAAGGCCUAUUUGGCGGUGAAGCAAUACAACAUGGACAUGAAAAAAGCUGGUUCCCAGCGGAAGCUUCAAUUGCAAGAACUUGAGGAAUUGAGGUUAGAGGCAUAUGAGAACUCUAGGAUCUACAAGGAAAAGGCCAAAGCUGCACACGACAAAUUGAUUGCCAAGAAGGAGUUCAACGUUGGCAAUAAAGUCCUCCUCUACAAUUCACGCCUAAAGCUGAUGCCUGGUAAGUUGCAUUCUAGAUGGUUGAGAUCAUGGACGGGUCGACUACGACGAAAUUCACAGUGA
Molecule: messenger RNA, 348 nt
Organism: Diospyros lotus (date-plum)
Lineage: Eukaryota; Viridiplantae; Streptophyta; Magnoliopsida; Ericales; Ebenaceae
Exons: 2
Coding region: 1-348 (115 amino acids)
Source: RefSeq, a predicted model, not a curated record